UGCUUAUGCCAAGAAAUUAAGAUGCGAAGGCAGUUCUCCUGGAAAUAUGCUUCGAGAGCCUGUCGUAUUGAUCUGUACGUUUUCAGGUAACUGGAACUCAGAGCGGGCCGUGCGCCAUGAACUCCAGCACCCUUUCGUGGCCCGAUUCGUGCGUCUCAUCCCGCUGGACUGGAGUGAGGAGGGGAGAAUUGGGCUGAGAGUGGAGCUCUAUGGCUGCGCUUACUGGGCGGAUGUGAUCAGCUUUGACGGCCAGGGAGUGAUUUCCUAUCGAUUUAGACAGAAAAAGAUGAAGAUCUUGAAGGACGCGAUUUCACUGAAGUUUAAGACUACUAAAGGAGACGGCGUUCUGCUGCACGGAGAGGGACAGCAGGGUGAUUAUAUCACUCUAGAGCUGCAGCGAGCCAAACUCCUGCUGCAGAUCAACCUGG
This is a messenger RNA of Sinocyclocheilus anshuiensis, 428 nucleotides long. Its product is annotated as contactin-associated protein-like 2. The transcript has 3 exons. The annotation marks the transcript as partial. The record is from RefSeq and is a predicted model, not a curated record. Lineage: Eukaryota; Metazoa; Chordata; Actinopteri; Cypriniformes; Cyprinidae.